CGGCGUCGUUUUUCCUCUCCCACUUCUGCGGUUCCUUAAACCCUUCUUCAACCUCACAGUCAGACUCAUCCUAGAUUGAACACCCAAAUUAAUUCUUAUGAUCAAUCACAUAAAUCCUAUUAGAAAAAAAAUGUGGUCUUUGAUACAGAAAAGAUCAUGCAGUAAAAUCCCACUUCAUAUUUCAAUCAUGAGGAGUUGUUUGUUGAAUUAUGUCACUGAACACCAAUUUUACUAUUCUUCUUCCCCGGCUUACAAUCAUACAUCUCCUCGUCGUGCAAUUGUAGCCGAGAAAAAUAAUGGAUUCUUUUCGUCAUUUGAUGCGAAAUGGAGGGGAUCAAAUUUUAUGCGAUUUUUGAGCUCUCAGGCUGCUGCUGAAGCAUCCGCUUUCGACGGGCUGACGGUUGAAGGAAUCAUUGCAAACAAUUGGGUGAUUUAUGAUGAAAGUGAGAGCGAUUGGAAGAGUCACGCGGCAGCCAUUGCUCAGUCCAUUCACCUUAUCAAGAAGCGCCUAAGAUGGAAAAAGUUGAUACCUAAACUAGAGGUGUUAUCAGAAGAGUUAAACAGGCCAGAUUUGUGGGAUGAUCCUUCACAUGCAGGAAAGAUAAGUCGUGAGCACGGCUCAGUUAUGGGCAAAAUGAAAGAGGUUAAUGCUUUUGAGCAAGAGCUUUUCGAACAUAUUGAUAUGAUAAAGCUUGCUCGUGAGGAGAACGAUGCAGAAUUGCAAUCGGAAUCCUUGAAUGCUCUACUUGUCCUAAGAAGGCAUAUCAAAGAAAAAGAGCUUGAAGCUUUGUUAGCUGGGGAGCAUGACCCGUGCUCUUGCUUCAUAGAGGUUCAAGCUGGAGCUGGUGGUACUGAGAGUAUGGACUGGGCUUCAAUGGUCAUGCAGAUGUACAAAAGGUGGGCAGAAAGUCGUCGUUUUAGAGUUACUGUUGUUGAGGAAAUCCCAGGCGAAUUGGCUGGAAUCAAGAGAGCGACAAUCAAGGUGGACGGCGGUUAUGCAUACGGAUACGCCAAAGCAGAAGUCGGGGCACAUCGUCUGGUGCGUAUCUCUCCAUUCGACAGCAAUAAGCGCCGGCACACCUCCUUUGCUUCCGUAGCUGUAAUUCCAAUCCUAGGUGAAGAUUUCUCCCAUGUCCAAAUCAACGAAUCUGACCUACGGAUUGAGCGAUAUCGAUCAGGGGGCCCCGGGGGUCAGCAUGCAAACACUACUGACAGCGCUGUACGGAUCACUCAUAUCCCUACAGGAGUCACUGCCUCUAGUCAAAAUGAAAGGUCGCAGCACCAGAACAAGGCUUCUGCAAUGGCCGUGCUCCAGUCGCGGCUGGACCAACUUGAAAUGGUCCGUCAAGCGCAGGUGAACGCGGAGCACACGCAGUCGCUCACUGACAUAAACUUCGGCAGCCAGAUCCGGUCCUACGUGCUCCACCCUUAUAGAAUGGUGAAAGAUCAUCGGACUGAGUACGAGGUUUCGGAUCCGGAUUCUGUCUUGCAAGGAGAUGUUGAUGGAUUCAUCUUGAGCUUUCUAUCUGCCUCUUUAGACAAAGAUGAAGAUGAUUCAUAGCCAAUCAAGUGAUUUUCUUGCUUCCAUUUCAUGCACUUGUAGUAACUAAUAGUACUUUUGUAUUUAUUAACUCAAAAGGUAGGAGAAGGUCCACAGUUUGUUUC
This is a messenger RNA of Salvia miltiorrhiza (redroot sage), 1665 nucleotides long. RefSeq names its product peptide chain release factor PrfB2, chloroplastic-like. Gene Ontology annotation, cellular component: cytoplasm. Gene Ontology annotation, biological process: translational termination. Gene Ontology annotation, molecular function: translation release factor activity, codon specific. Bases 98 to 1561 code for a protein of 487 amino acids. The transcript is spliced from 7 exons. Lineage: Eukaryota; Viridiplantae; Streptophyta; Magnoliopsida; Lamiales; Lamiaceae. The record is from RefSeq and is a predicted model, not a curated record.